AGCAAUGUCGCCUAUUGAUACAGUUCGUUGUUAACGUCGGUUUAACGUGCACGCGUGGUCAUCGAAGUUCGAAGAGUUUUCGCUAUAUUCCCGCGGUUCCUGGCGGAUCGUUUGGAGCUUCUCGUAAUUGUGGAUCGCUGGAUUUUUAUUAUUGCAGUGCUGUAGAGAAUAUUAAUUGUAUUCCGUGAACAAAAUAAUUUCAAUAUGCCUGAAAAUGGAAUACAGAUGACCGAAAUAAAUCUAGAAAAUUCAACAUUACCACUGUCGAAUACUAAAACUGCUGGCAAUAACAGGAGCACGAAUCUCAAUUAUGGCAUCGACGAUGUCCCGCCCUGGUAUCUUUGCUUAUUUAUGGCUUUACAGCAUUAUCUAACGAUGAUAGGUGCAAUAGUCUCGAUUCCCUUCAUCCUUACUCCAGCAUUGUGCAUGGCGGAGGACGAUCCAUCGAGAAGUUAUAUAAUUUCCACCAUGAUCUUCGUCACAGGACUGGUCACUUUCUUCCAAACCACCAUAGGAUGCAGGUUGCCGCUAGUUCAAGGAGGAACUAUAUCCUUUUUAGUCCCAACAUUGGCGAUACUAAGUUUACCACAAUGGAAGUGUCCAGAGCCGGAAGUUUUAAAUCAAAUGUCUCCGGAGAACCGCACAGAACUAUGGCAAAUUAGAAUGAGGGAACUUUCAGGGGCCAUCGCUGUAUCCGCUUUGUUCCAAGUAGUUAUUGGAUUUGGAGGUAUUAUUGGAUAUUUGUUGAAAUUUAUUACGCCACUGACUAUUGUGCCAACUGUCUCUCUCGUUGGAAUAUCUCUCUUUGAGAAUGCAGCUGACGCUGCCUCUCAACAUUGGGGUAUAGCAGCUGGAACAAUAUUGAUGUUAACAUUGUAUUCUCAAAUACUUGUUAAUGUGCCAUUCCCGAUAUUGAUGUACCGUAAGGGUCAGGGAAUAAGCAUCGUGUGGUUUGAAUUAUUUAAGCUAUUCCCGGUACUGUUAACAAUAGUAGUCAUGUGGAUAAUUUGCGCGAUUUUAACCGUGACGGAUGCUUUGCCAGUCGGUCAUCCAGCCAGAGCAGAUAGUAAAUUAAAGAUUAUCAAUGAUUCUCCAUGGUUCCGUGUCCCAUAUCCUGGUCAAUGGGGUACACCGACCGUAUCCCUGUCUGGUGUACUUGGUAUGUUAGCUGGUGUAUUAGCGUGUACGGUGGAAUCUAUCAGUUAUUAUCCAACUACCUCCAGGAUGUGCGGCGCACCACCUCCGCCGGUUCACGCCAUUAACCGAGGUAUCGGCAUAGAAGGGCUUGGUACGAUGUUAGCUGGACUUUGGGGUAGCGGGAACGGUACAAACACGUUUGGAGAAAAUGUGGGAACUAUUGGUGUUACGAAAGUAGGCAGUCGCAGAGUUAUUCAAUGGGCAUGUGUCUUGAUGAUUCUCCAAGGAUUGAUUAGCAAAUUUGGCGCUGUUUUUAUCAUUAUCCCCGAACCAAUAGUCGGCGGAAUAUUUUGCGUGAUGUUUGGAAUGAUCACUGCUUUUGGCCUCUCUGCGUUGCAAUACAUAAAUUUAAAUUCAGCAAGGAAUUUGUACAUUCUUGGAUUCUCCAUUUUCUUUCCACUGGUAUUAUCUAAGUGGAUGAUCAAUCACUCAGGUGUAAUAGAAACCGGAAAUGACAUAGUCGACAGUGUAUUUACCGUGUUACUUAGUACGACUAUCUUGGUGGGGGGUGUAAUAGGAUGUUUAUUAGAUAAUAUUAUACCAGGUACCCCUGAGGAACGUGGGCUCAUUGCUUGGUCAAAGGAAAUGGAAUUACAUACCGAAAAGGACGACAAAGAAGACCAAGAGUAUAUGUUCAAUACUUUUGAUUUUCCAUUUGGAAUGGAUGCUUUACGAAGAUGGAAAUGGACACAAUACGUACCAUUUUUACCGACAUAUAAACCUGGAAUUUAUUCAUGUAGUCAGAAAAAACAAUGAGAUUCACUUUGAUUUUAUAUUUUCAAUGCAUUGCAUAAUUACAUAGCAUUGCUAAUCACCAUGAGGAAACUUGGAAUGCAAUAAUGAAUGUUGAAUGAGAGUUACCUUGCAAACGACGAACUAUUAAUUGAAUGCAAAAGAGGAUUGUAUUAAAUACAAAUAUAAAUGAACUUUUAUAUAAAAA
Molecule: messenger RNA, 2137 nt
Organism: Bombus impatiens (common eastern bumble bee)
Lineage: Eukaryota; Metazoa; Arthropoda; Insecta; Hymenoptera; Apidae
Product: solute carrier family 23 member 1
Exons: 13
Coding region: 205-1953 (582 amino acids)
Biological process (GO): transmembrane transport
Cellular component (GO): membrane
Molecular function (GO): transmembrane transporter activity
Source: RefSeq, a predicted model, not a curated record